UUUGAUGAGAUCAUUCUCUCCACUGCUCUCAUGAACCAGAUCAUCAGCUUUGACAAGGUGUCUGGUAAAUAUUCCACAGAUGUGAGGCACAGAAAUGAGCCCCAGGCCCCAAAACAGGCAUUUUCCUGGGARCAGAUCACAGCAGGGUUCAUCCUGGCAGCAUCAUGAGGAGGAAUCCUUGUGUGCCAGGCAGGCUGUGUCUUGGAGAGACUCAGUGAGUUCUUGGAGAAGCAGGGGUUUAUCAUGCCACUGGACCUGGGAGCCAAAGGCAGCUGUCACAUCGGGGGGAACGUGGCCACMAACGCCGGGGGCUUGCGGCUCUUGAGAUACGGCUCUCUGCGAGGGACAGUGCUGGGCCUGGAAGUGGUGCUGGCUGAUGGCUCAACUCUGGACUGUCUGACCUCUCUGCGCAAAGAUAACACGGGCUAUGACCUGAAGCAGCUCUUCAUCGGAUCCGAGGGGACCUUGGGAGUUAUCACUGCGGUCUCCAUACUCUGUCCUCAGAAGCCUAAGGCUGUGAAUGUGGCAUUUCUAGGCUGUCAGAGUUUUGMGAAGGUUCUGGAAACAUUCACAACCUGCAGAGCCAUGCUGGGCGAGAUCCUGUCUGCCUAUGAGUUCAUGGAUGAGAAGUGUAUGGAAUUGGUUGAGAGACAUCUCAAGCUGUCCAGACCAGUGGCAGACAGCCCUUUUUAUGUUUUAAUUGAAACUUCGGGCUCCAACUCAACCCAUGAUGAAGAAAAAUUGAACAACUUCCUAGAACAGGCCAUGGCUUCUGGUUUGGUCACUGAUGGAACUGUGGCAACGGACARUAACAAAAUAAAGAUGCUGUGGAGCCUGCGGGAGAGGAUCACAGAAGCCCUCACCCAUGAAGGUUAUGUCUACAAGUACGACAUCUCUCUGCCUGUAGGAAAGCUCUAUGACCUGGUGACUGACAUGAGGGMUCGUCUGGGCCAGAGUGCCAAAAAUGUGGUGGGCUACGGCCACUUGGGAGAUGGGAACUUGCACUUGAACGUCACAGCGGAGUCCUACAGCCAUUCCCUGCUGGAUGCCAUUGAGCCCUUUGUGUACGAGUGGACUGCAAAAUGCAGUGGGAGUAUCAGUGCAGAGCACGGGCUGGGCUUCAAGAAGAAGCAUUUUAUUCACUACAGCAAACCUAGCGAGGCAGUCAUGCUCAUGCAGCAGUUCAAAGCCAUGCUGGACCCCAAAGGCAUCCUCAAUCCCUACAAGACACUGCCCUCAGCUCCUGAGAGCAGCAUGUGCUGAGGAGCCAGCAGAGCAGGGCAGCUCCAGCUCUGUAUCUGCACUUUAGCCAUAAACACACUGGUGGAUCAGCAAGCACGUGCUCCGUGUCUGAUUUCUUUAGUGGGAUUGAACAAGUACAGGAACAUGGUUGCUGUUUUCAGAAGUGCCUGCUCUUGCUGAGGAACACUGCUGUGUUUCCUAUUCAGUCUGAACAUUGAAACCAAAUAUGGAGAUACUGUGUGUGCAUGAUUAUUCCAGCUCUCUUUCCCCUUAGGUUUGCUCUGAUUUAUCAGUGACAGUUGCCAAAGGAGCCAUUUUCUCACUUGGAGUGUGCAAGUGAAAYAUCAGAGGCACAGGAGAACCUGUGGAUGCAAAUCUUCCAAGUGAAGGUGUUGCUCUUCCUGGCUUGUUUUAUCUAAUACAGUUAUCCCAAAGCCCACAGCAGUAUCUGUUUAUGGCCUCUUUAGUGAUGCCACUGCCAGGCUGCCCCAAAUAGGCAUCAGUGUUGUCCCAUGUAUGGGUUUGCAGUCCUGGAAGGACUGGCCAGAGUAGAGAGGGUGCUGGAGACCCAGCUUCUCGAUUUUAUCAGCUGGAGGAGAAAUACCAGCAGCCAGGCUAAGGGAGGGAUAUCCCAGGAUAUUUGCCUGUCCACCCUCUAGGCAUGCCAGUGUUUCCUGGUUCCUUGACUUGCAGUCUGUCCUUCACAGCAAAUCAUGAUUUGUGAAAUUAUCCCUCCCAACCUGGCUGGAUAAUAUCUGGGAUAACCCUGCAUGAUAACGCAAAAAGCAUUGAAGCUUUGAAGCARCCUGGUCUAGUGGAAUGUGYCCCUGCCCAUAGCRUAGGAGUGGAAUGAGAUGGGCUUUAAGGUCCCUUCCAAAYCAAACCGCUCUGUGAUUCUGUUCUGGGAGUGCUGUGGACUCUGGAGGGAGUUCCCCCUGGUCUGGAGGGACAAUAGGCCUUGCAGAGGGUUCUGGAUAGAUGCACCAUCAGGCAACUGUCGGUGGCAUUACUGGGCYCAAGUGCUGCAUUUUGUGCUCAGGGUGGAGCAAUGCUGAACCAAGUGUAAGCUGGGAGAGGAUUGGCUGGGGAGCAGCCCUGCAGAAAGGAUCUGGGGGUGCUGGUUGGCAGCAGCUCAGUAGGAACCACUGCCAGGAGGGCAAAUGGCAUCCUGGGGGCAUCUGACACAGCAUGGCCAGUGGUCAGGACAGGRGAUGGUCCGGCUGUGCUCAGC
Malurus melanocephalus (red-backed fairy wren) is the source of this 2473-nucleotide messenger RNA. It is a transcript of the gene D2HGDH, whose product is annotated as D-2-hydroxyglutarate dehydrogenase. Gene Ontology annotation, molecular function: FAD binding; catalytic activity. Bases 244 to 1263 code for a protein of 339 amino acids. The transcript is spliced from 7 exons. The record is from RefSeq and is a predicted model, not a curated record. Gene Ontology annotation, cellular component: mitochondrion. Lineage: Eukaryota; Metazoa; Chordata; Aves; Passeriformes; Maluridae.